Molecule: messenger RNA, 5556 nt
Organism: Aethalodelphis obliquidens (Pacific white-sided dolphin)
Lineage: Eukaryota; Metazoa; Chordata; Mammalia; Artiodactyla; Delphinidae
Gene: PALLD
Product: palladin, cytoskeletal associated protein
Exons: 20
Coding region: 1-3525 (1174 amino acids)
Molecular function (GO): protein kinase activity
Source: RefSeq, a predicted model, not a curated record
AUGUCCGACAUGUCCUCCCGUGACUCCUUCUACGACUCCCUGUCAGACGUGGCGGAAGAUGGCGAGAACGCAGACUUCUUGCCCGGCCUGUCGGCCUUCCUCAGCCAGGAGGAGAUAAACAAGAGUCUGGACCUGGCCCGCAGAGCCAUAGCCAACUCAGAGACAGAGGACUGCGACUCGGAAAGGGAGGACUCGCAGAUUUUCAGCCCCUCUCCUGGGAGCCUCUGGGGGUCGCCUCCCCCUCAGGGGGCCAGGCCGGGUGAGCACCUGUCCCCAGGGACGCCUGGCGCACACAAGCCCACACCUGUCCCGCCGCUGCCAGCAGAACGAGCCGAGCGCAUCUCCUCGCCUGCGUCCAGGAGGAAGCCCGGCGUCUCGCCCCUGCUGGCCCGGCCCAGCUACAUCCGGAGUCUCCGCAGGGCAGGGCAACACGGUGCCAAAGCCCCCAGCGCCAGUGCCAAGCCCAGAGCCACGCACGGGGGCAGGGCCGGGCCCCAGAGCCCGCUGUGCAACAAGGCGGCCACCCUCAUCGAGGAGCUGACGGCCAUCUUCAGAGAAACCUCCAAGCCGAGAACCAGGAACCCCAACGGGGAGUCCUCAUCCCCGGACAGCGGGUACCUGUCCCCUAAGAACCAGCUGUCAGCCCCGAUGAGCGCCUCGGCCAGCCGGAGCCCAACCGGGGACCAGCAGGAGGUGGAAGCCGGGGCCGAGCCCCUGGAGCCCGGGCAUCACCCCGCGGCGGCCCGGGACGUGGUCCAGCCCAGCCGGAGCCCCUCUCCCCCGGCUGCCCGUCACCUGCUGGCCGCUCCCCGGUUCAUCCAGAAGCUGCGGAGCCAAGAGGUGGCAGAAGGAAGUCGGGUGUACCUCGAGUGCAGAGUCGCCGGGAACCCACCUCCUCGGGUCAGAUGGUUCUGUGAGGGGAUCGAGCUGCACGACAGUCCCGACAUCCAGAUCCGCUGGGACGGGGGCGACCUGCACACGCUGGUCAUAGCUGAGGCCUUUGAGGACGACACAGGGCGCUACACCUGCCUGGCCGCGAACCCCGGUGGCUCUGACACCACAUCGGCCGAGGUGUUCAUUGAAGGUGCCAGUUCAACAGAUUCUGACAGUGAAAGUUUAGCGUUCAAAUCAAAACCUGGAGCCAUGCCACAGGCUCAGAAGAAAACAACUUCCGUUUCCUUGACGAUAGGAUCAUCAUCUCCAAAGACAGGGGUGACCACAGCCGUGAUUCAGCCACUGUCUGUCCCUGUUCAACAGGCUCCCAGCCCCACCUCGUGCCUCUGCCGGCCAGAUGGACCCACAGCCGCCUGUUUCCCGCCUGUUUUCACCAAGGAGCUGCAAAGCAUCUCGGCCUCCAAGGGACAGGCAGCCGUGCUGGAGUGCCGGGUCCGAGGCAUGCCCCCGCUGCAGGUCCAGUGGUUCCGACAAGGCAGUGAAAUCCAGGACUCUCCAGACUUCCGGAUCCUACAGAAAAAACCUCGAUCCACAGCUGAACCUGAGGAGAUCUGCACCCUCGUUAUAGCAGAGACGUUCCCUGAGGACGCUGGGAUCUUCACGUGCUCGGCGAGCAAUGAUUACGGGUCAGCGACCAGCACUGCUCAGCUGGUGGUCACCUCAGCCAACAUGGACGCCUGCAGCUACGACUCAGCCGGAGAGGCCAGCAGUGGCCGCUUCCAGCCCUCCCCGCUGCCCCCUCCAAUCUGGGACACCGGCUCUUUCGAGUUGGCUUCACAGAAACCAGCUGAGAUCCAGCACGUGACCGGCCCCGUGUUCGGGCUGAGCCCGACGGCCCUUCAGUUCAAUUCCGCCGCGGAGAGGGAAACCAACGGCGUCCACCCGGGCCACGGAGUGAAUGGACUGAUGAACGGCAGAGCUGAUGGCAGCAAAGCUCUUCCCAGCGCAGCCGUCCUGCUGUCACCCACAAAGGAGCCCCCCCCUCUGCUUGCCAAACCGAAACUGGGAUUUCCCAAGAAGGCCAGCAGAACUGCCCGCAUUGCCUCGGACGAGGAGAUCCAGGGCUCGAAGGAUGCCGUCAUCCAGGACCUGGAGCGGAAGUUGCGCUUCAAGGAGGACCUGCUGAACAACGGGCAGCCGAGGCUGACGUACGAGGAAAGGAUGGCACGGCGGCUGCUGGGUGCCGACAGCGCGACCGUCUUCAACGUCCAGGAGCCUGAAGAGGAGGCGGCCAGCCAGGACCCUGGGUCUCCUCAUGCUUCUGUAGGGAGUCCUCUGGAUGGUCAAAAGGAGUACAAAGUCUCCAGCUGUGAGCAGAGGCUCAUCAGUGAAAUCGAGUACAGGCUGGAAAGGUCCCCUGUGGAGGAGUCGGGGGAAGAGGCUCCCUGUGGGGACGCGUCUGUGGAGAGUGGAGUGGCCCCAUUCUUCGAGACGAAGCUGAAGCAUUUCAAGAUCUUUGAGGGGAUGCCCGUGACCUUCACGUGCAGAGUGACCGGGAAUCCAAAGCCGAAGACCUACUGGUUUAAAGAUGGGAAGCAGAUCUCUCCCAAGAACGAUCACUACAGCAUCCGGAGCGACCCUGACGGGACCUGCUCUCUGCAUACCGCGGCCUCCACCCUGGACGAUGACGGGAAUUACACGAUCAUGGCUUCGAGCCCUCAGGGCCGCGUCAGCUGCACGGGACGGCUGAUGGUGCAGGCCGUGAACCAGAGAGGCCGCAGCCCCCGCUCGCCCGCCGGCCAGCCUCACGGCAGAAGGUCUCGUUCGAGAUCCAGGGACAGUGCCGACGAAGGUGAACCGAUUCAGGAACGAUUCUUCCGACCGCACUUCCUGCAGGCUCCCGGGGACCUGACGGUCCAGGAGGGCAGGCUCUGCAGGAUGGACUGUAAGGUCAGUGGGCUGCCAACCCCCGAUCUCAGCUGGCUGCUGGACGGCAAGCCCAUCCGCCAGGACAGCACCCACAAGAUGCUGGUGCGAGAGAACGGGGUGCACUCUCUGAUCAUCGAGCCCGUCACGGCCCGGGACGCCGGUGUCUACACGUGCAUGGCCACCAACCGGGCUGGACACAACUCCUUCAGCCUGGAACUCGUGGUCGCAGCUAAGGAAGCGCACAAGCCCCCCGUGUUCCUCGAGAAGCUGCAGAACACGGGGGUGGCGGACGGGUACCCGGUUCGGCUGGAAUGCCGCGUGUCCGGGGUGCCGCCGCCGCAGAUAUUUUGGAAGAAGGAAAACGAGUCGCUCACUCACAGCACGGACCGCGUGAGCCUGCACCAGGACAGCUACGGCUACGUGUGUCUACUCAUCCAGGGAGCCACCAAGGACGAUGCUGGCUGGUACACGGUGUCGGCCAAGAACGAGGCGGGGAUCGUGUCCUGCACGGCCCGGCUGGACGUCUACACCCAGUGGCAGCAGCCACCGCCAAGCGCCAAGCCGAAGCGGGUGCGGCCCUCGGCCAGCCGCUACGCCGCGCUCUCGGACCAGGGACUCGACAUCAGGGCCGCGUUCCAGCCCGAGGCCAGCCCGUCCCACCUGAUGCUGAGCCCCGGCCUGGUGGAGAGCGAGGACCUGUGAGCUGGCGCUCUCCACGGAGCCCAGACGCUGAAACCACCGCUGCCUUGACCCACACCCUCCUCUGUCACAGGACGUAAAAGGCAGAAACAUACCUUUGGCUCUAAGAAACAAAAGGACACCAAAAUCCUACUUUUCUUCCUGGUAAACCAGACGUAGAGGCUGCGUACGCGAUGCUGAUUGAUAGGAAUGCACACCUUGCACGGAGAAUUCACAUUCAUCAGCCAAUUUAAAACUUUGGGAAGUGCUGCAAAUCAGGGGGUCUGAAAUGCCGAAGUGCUAACGGAAAAAAGGUGACCAUGACCUGUGUUGUCCCGGGUGUCUUCCCUAGCGUAGGUGCUGCCACCCGGCGUGAGGUCGGGGGGCUCCCCGGAGGUGGCUGCACCACAGGGGACACCGCCUGGGCUCUGCGGGGCAGUGUGCUCACGCAGCCAGGGACCCACGUGGGGCAUGGGACAAGGAGGGCGCCACCAGGAAGCCCAAGGAAACGCCCGUCCGCGAACGGCUUGCCACUAAACCGUGCGCAAGGAGCCACCUGCCUUCAGUUCUGUGAACAUCAAGAGUUUUCUAACAAGGCCAAGACCUUCGUUCUUAACCUUUUUUUCUUUACGUGUAGUAUUUUCUUUUCUCGUUACCUUGGUAGGGCGCUUACUUACAAACCAUAUUAAAAGAAUGCGAAGUACUCUGAAUAAAGAAGAAGCAUAUUGCAGUCCAUUCCACGAAGGGCAUCCCAGCCACCCAAGUGACCAAGGUGUGUAGUAUCUGGAGGAGACGGGUCUGGAAGGGGCGGAGAGGAGAGGGAAAGGAAGCACGACCAGACAGACUGUGCUCACUUAGAUGAAAGCAGCGGAGCACGAGAUGGUAAAGGCCAGGCUUUUCUUUGGUUUUCUUCAAACUUACUUAACCUAAAAUAGAAGCGACAAAACACCGCCAUUCCCAAGUCAGGAACUCGAGGGUCAGCCGGAGGGAAGCUCGUGCUCGGGACACUGCAGUGUCGGAGCUGGUGCCGCAGCGGGAGAUUGAGGUGCGCACUGCAAGUUGAAUAUGGGCUGAGCUGCGAGAUUGUCAUGGAUCAGAGACAGCCUGUGGGCGCUAAUCUACUUGGGGAGACAAAGACGGGGGUGCCGGCAUGCAUUUUCUCCGUGGCACCGCCAUACGGUGGAUGGAAACUAUUCACUUCCCUGCUGCCACGAGACCUUUUGCCUUAAGAAGGUGCUGGGUUCCAAGUAGUUUGUAAAGGCAUCUCGGCAAAGACUGCUUUCUGAAUGCCUGUGAUUCUGCAUCAGCUAGAUGGCGUGGAUGGAUUCUGACCAGACUUGACUUGACGGUUUUAAGUCAGAACAAAUAAACUUUAAAAAGGAGAAAAAAAAUUUGGGCUGAUAUUAUAAAACCUGAGUCUUUAAUGGUACUUUCCUAUGAAGAGAACACACUGUAUUCCUCAUGCAAAACACAUUUAUCUUUCAUUAUUUAUAAUACAAAUGUUGAACUCUUAGCUCAGUUACUCCAUUCAAUACGUAGUAUUUUUUAAGUACUUUUGUAUCUGUGUGCCACCGUGUAUAUCCCAUUGCACUGCUUCACAUGGACAGCUUUCUACUUCCUUGUAAGAGCACCAACCAAGCGAGCUUUAAAUGCCAGGCCGGAGCUCUGGUGCCCACGUUCUGUGCAGAGUGGCACAUGUCUCUGACCACACCUACGUGCAUUGCUGAUGUCGGGUUUCAGACACCGUGCAAAGUCUCUCCUGGACCUUUCUAUACUGUAGAAUUAUGACUUAACAUCAUCUCUUCCUUGCCAAAUUUUUCUGAAUGUGACUUUUUGCUGAUUUGCUGGGUUUGGGAUUAAGUAGCAUUAUUUUGCCACCUUUCAUGUAUUUAUAAAGAAAUAAGUACGAUCUUACCACUUUGGAUUGUUGUGCUGGUGUAAUGUGGAUUUAACAUCAAUAAAUAUUUAACAAAUAAUAGUUGCAAUUUUAUGAAGCAAAUAUUCAGUCGUUUUCAUUUUCUAUUGCUUGCUGUAAUAAACUGGUACAGACUAGAA